AUGUGCUCUGGAGGCUUUGCGAGGUGUCUGGGGAUCAGUCUGAUGCCCCUGGUUGUAGGGUGUGUUCUGUGCAACAUCCUUCUCUUCUUUCCUGGUGGGAACGUUGUGGAUAGUGAAAACAUCACAAAACAAGUCUGGUACUUUGGAGGAAUUUUGGGAUCUGGGGUUUUGGUGAUUUUCCCGGCCCUGGUCUUCCUGUGUCAGAAGAACAAUGACUGCUUCGGUUGCUGUGGCAGAGAAAGCUGUGGGAGGAGAUUUACGAUGCUGAGUUCCAUACUGUUUGCUGCUGUUGUUGGCCUUUUAGGAGCCGGUUAUUCAGUCAUAAUUUCAGCUCUUGCGAUAAAACAUGGCCCCAAAUGUGAGGUUAAAGCGGGCAGUGCAACAACGGGCGAUGCAACAACUGCCAGUGCAACAACGGACAAUCCAACAAAGUGGGAGUAUCCCUUCGAAGAUGGUGCCUAUGUAACUGAUUCAACCAUAUGGUCAAAAUGUACUGCUCCUGUUGGUGUGGUGCCAUGGCAUCUCUCCCUGUUCUCUGUUCUACUGGUCAUGGGUUCAAUCCAGCUGGUGCUGUGCGCUGUGCCGGUGAUAAAAGGGCUCCUAAGUGCUCUGAAUGUGGAAUGCUGUGGUCGGAAUGGUGGAAGCUGUUUCAGCAGUAAGAGAACCUGA
Molecule: messenger RNA, 669 nt
Organism: Nerophis lumbriciformis (worm pipefish)
Lineage: Eukaryota; Metazoa; Chordata; Actinopteri; Syngnathiformes; Syngnathidae
Source: RefSeq, a predicted model, not a curated record